Molecule: messenger RNA, 5622 nt
Organism: Meriones unguiculatus (Mongolian gerbil)
Lineage: Eukaryota; Metazoa; Chordata; Mammalia; Rodentia; Muridae
Gene: Synpo
Product: synaptopodin
Exons: 4
Coding region: 336-3767 (1143 amino acids)
Biological process (GO): spine apparatus assembly; positive regulation of actin filament bundle assembly; modification of dendritic spine
Cellular component (GO): nucleus; Z disc; stress fiber
Molecular function (GO): actin binding
Source: RefSeq, a predicted model, not a curated record
CUGCUAGAGACAGCAGAGAGAGGAGGCAGGCGGGCAGGCGGUGGGCAGCGAGCUGCGGUGGACAGAGGCCGGGCACAACCAGCUUCCUCUCCAGUCUGUGCCGAGUCCAGCUCCAGACAGACUGCUCUGAAGGGGCCUACACAGCAGAGCUCAGGAGGGUUAGGAGAAGCUGAAGUCCACAUCUUCACCCGGGCCAGAAAGGACUUGUCUCACUCCUCAGCUGGAUAUCAUGCUAGCCCCGUGCAGCUGCAGCAGAAGAAGGUGAAUCUGCAGAGAACCCGAGCAGUACUCUCCCUGAGCUAGGAGCCUGCUGCUUUGCACUACCAAGGACCAUAAUGCUGGGCCCUCACUUCCCACCCCCACCCCUUGGACCCAGUGAGGGGAGGGCUGCCCCUUGCACCUUCCAGAUCCCGGAUGGGAGCUACAGGUGCCUGGCUCUGGAAGCUGAGGAGAGCAGCAGUGAAGAUGGCCUGCAGGGAGAGGCAAGGCUUGUGGACCUGGAAGAAGAGGUGGCCAGCCAGAGCAGAACCGACCACGGGACACCGCAGUUAUCCAGAGCGCCAGGCACAAUCCAGUCAUCCAGCUGUUCCAGGGAGGUACGAGGUGGGUUCCAGCACAAUGACAGGACCAGCCAUGACUGGGAUGUGGUACAGGCCCGGAAAGUGAUGACAGCCAGUGCCAGCACCAGCACCAGCCCUGUGCCCAGGGUGGCCCAGAAAUCAGCAUUGGGCCGGAGCUCCAGCUUUACUGAAAAGGAUCUGAAAGAGGCCAAGGCGUGGAGCCAGCAGAUUGCAGCCCAGCUGACCACCCCUCCCAGUUCCAACUCCAGAGGGGUCCAGCUCUUCAACAGGCGCCGGCAGAGGGUGAACGAGUUCACCUUGGAGAGCCGAGGUCAGAGGCCACCAAAGCUCAGCCAAGAGGCCCGGCAAGCAGGGCACCCUUCGAGCCCCACAGGCCAUGCCCCAGGCCUCAGUCUGAGUCCUCCAUCUCCAUCCAAGCCAGGCCCUCCAAAGCACCCCAGCUCCCAAAGCCCCAGCCGAGGGCUCCCUGGCCAUAUCAUGGAGGAGUACUCAGAGGAAGCCAGUCUGCUGCGGCACCUGGAGAAGGUUGCCAGUGAAGAGGAGGAGGUACCUCUGGUGGUUUACUUAAAGGAGAAUGCAGCCCUGCUGACAGCCAAUGGGCUACACCUGUCCCAGAGCCAGGAGACCCAGCCGUCCUCACCAAACCCUCCUGAAACUCAAGUACCCAGUCCAGCUGCAGAUAUCAACCAGAACCCUCCCUUGCCCAAUGCCACGCUCACCACACCAGCCUCUAACAGCCACCACAACCAGCCCACCGCCGAUGUCAACCAGAACCCCCCGGCCACUGUCACCCCUGCCCAACAGAACUCAUCUGAGGCACAGUGUUCCCCAAAUGGCACCCUUGAUUCCAAACCCAGCACUCCAGUGUGUGCUGAUGAGGGGCUGCCCCAGGUGCCGGCAGAGGAGGUGAGAUUCAGCGUUCUCCUGAUUGAUAAGGUGUCGGCUCCACCAUCUGUCACCAGCGCCUUCACUAGAGAAGCCGCUCCCCUCUCCAGCUCUGCGACACCAGCAGCGGAUCUCAUGUCCAGCUCCCUGCUCAUUGACAUGCAGCCUAGCACUCUAGUGGCAUCAGCAGAACAAGAGACGUCUGGACGUGCCCCUGUCACCACGCCCACUAAGGUGUACAGUGAAGUACAUCUCACACUAGCCAAGCCCGCGCCAGUGGUCAACAGGACAGCCAGGCCUUUUGGGAUCCAGUCACCGGGGACUACCAGCCAGAUAGAGCAGAGCCCCAUGAUGGGAAGAAGAAAUUUCGGAGAGAAGGCUUGGGCUCCCCCAGCCAGCACUAUGGUGGAUAGGAGUCCCCAGCCACAGAGGCAUAUGAUGUCCCGCAGCCCCAUGGUGGAAAGGAGGCUGGUCGGGCAGCGAAGCCCAGUCCCGGAGAGACGCCCUUUAGGAAGCUUCACCCCACCCCCCACCUAUGCGGAGACUUUGUCAACCGCCCCCGUGGCUUCUCGGGUCAGGUCUCCCCCCUCUUACUCUACUCUGUACCCCAGCUCCGACCCCAAGCCUCCUCAUCUGAAGGGCCAGGUAGCCCCUGCCAACAAGACAGGAAUUUUGGAAGAGUCUAUGGCCCGCCGAGGCAGCCGGAAAUCAAUGUUCACCUUCGUGGAGAAGCCCAAGGUGACCCCAAAUCCAGACUUGCUGGACCUAGUGCAGACAGCUGAUGAGAAGCGGAGGCAGAGAGACCACGGGGAGGUGGGCAUGGAAGAAGAGCCCUUUGCCCUGGGAGCUGAGGCCUCCAACUUCCAGCAGGAGCCAGCAGCUCGGGACAGGGUCAGCCCUGCAGCAGCUGAGGAGGCUGUCCCCGAGUGGGCCUCCUGCCUCAAAUCACCCCGUAUCCAGGCCAAGCCGAAGCCCAAACCCAACCAGAACCUCUCAGAGGCAUCAGGGAAGGGGGCUGAGCUCUAUGCCCGCCGCCAGUCACGGAUGGAGAAAUACGUCAUAGAGUCUUCAAGCCCUGCCGAGUUGGCCCGCUGCCCUUCACCUACCAUGUCCCUGCCUUCAUCCUGGAAAUAUUCCACUAACGCUCCUGGAGGCUUCCGAGUGGCAUCCCUAAGCCCAGCGCGGACUCCGCCUGCCUCUCUCUACCACGGCUAUCUGCCAGAGAACGGAGUCCUGCGCCCAGAGCCUACCAAGCAGCAGCCAUACCAGAUGAGGCCUUCACUCUAUGCUCUGUCGCCCGUCAAGGAACCUGCCAAGGCCUCAUCACGCACCACGUCAUCACGCACUCCGUCACGCACUGUCUCACCCCGUGCUGCCUCCCCGGCCAAGCCUAGCUCCCUGGACCUGGUGCCCAACCUGCCCAGGGCAGGCCUCCCACCAUCUCCUGCUCUGCCUCGGCCUUCCCGUUCCUCUCCAGGCCUCUACAGUGCCCCAAUGCAGGACAGCCUCCAGCCCACUGCCGUGAGCCCCACCUACAGCAGUGACAUCUCCCCCGUGUCCCCCUCCAGGGCGUGGUCUCCUCGAGCCAAGCAGGCCCCCAGGCCUUCCUUCUCCACCCGGAAUGCUGGGAUCGAGGCCCAGGACCGGCCGGAGAGCCUGCCCACGUCCCCGCCCUGGACGCCGGGCGCUUCCCGGCCGCCUAGCAGCCUGGACGGCUGGGUGAGCCCGGGGCCGUGGGAGCCGGGCCGCGGGAGCAGCAUGAGCAGCCCCCCGCCGCUGCCGCCGCCGCCACCAAUGUCCCCCUCUUGGAGCGAGCGCUCGGUCUCCCCACUGAGACUGGAGAUCGAAGCGCGGCCCCCGAGCCGCCAGCUGCAGGCGCUUCUGGCGCGCAACAUCAUCAACGCGGCUCGGCGCAAGAGCGCCUCCCCGCGGCCGGCGGCAGCCGAGCCCCUGCGACCCUUUUCCCCGCCGCAGGGACCGCCGCCGCCGUCGCGCAUGCGCUCUCCGCAGCCAGCCCGCCCCGCAGGCACCUUCCGCGGAGCCGCUUUCGCCCCCAUCCCGCGGAGCCCGUUACCCGUCGGGCCUCCGUCCUUAACUAGUCCCCGGAGUCCUCAGCCCGUGCCAUCCAGGCCUUUUCCCUACCGCCGCUCGCCCACAGACUCCGACGUGUCCCUUGACUCUGAGGACUCUGGGCUUAAGUCGCCUGGCAUCCUCGGCUACAACAUCUGUCCUCGAGGCUGGAAUGGCAGCCUGAGGCUCAAGCGUGGUAGUCUCCCCACCGAGGCCUCCUGCACCACCUAAAAGUCCAUCCCCACCCCAGGAGGACUGAGCUGGAAGAGUCACCAAGCUUGGGGAACCUCAGCACUGAGACCCCAAAGGGUCUGACCUCACUGGACAGCUCCAGAGAAAAGGGGGUCAGGGAAGGAGAGCUCUGGACCUAGAGUCACUCAAACUUGGGUUCUAGCCUUUGGCUUUGUCAUUCAUUUGCAUGACCUUGAGCAAGAGCCUCCUGUCUCUGACCCUUAACUUUGGCCAAUGCAAUCUCCAGACAUGUUCCCUUUCCAUCCACACACGUGUGCCUUGGGGGAGGCAGCUAAGCAACCCCGCCAUUGGGCCUUCAGCAAGCCAGGCUUCCAUGCUCCUUCGUCCCUCACUCUGUUCUCUGCAGCCUGGCAAAUGAAGUGUGUGUUGAAAAGAACCUCGUCCAUGACCCAUGCCCAGGCCCUGGCUUGACCAUCGGCUCCUGGCACCAGGCGGGAGCAGCUGUUUUCCAUCUCUCCUCAGACCAGCUCUAUUUUUAUCUGGUGACCUUUAGAGAGAUCUCCCAGGCAAGCUCAAGGUGCCCCACUGGGCCCUUCUGGGGAGAAGGGGCUGGAAGAUUCUCCCCAGACUCUGCCAUGCUGCUUUUUCUACCCCAGCUCAGGGUGUCUGCAGAGUACCUCUAUGGUCAGGGGCACGGCAAAGUGUGAAGUGCUGGGUUCCCUGGGGCUCUGUGUCACAGGAGUCCCAGACCUCUGCCUUUCUGGGCUUGAUGACAAGUUUUGGGGUUUUUCAAAGCUAGGGAGUGAAAAGAUGGCAGUUUUAUGUGGCUGCCCCAAGUCUGGCCUUACCCAUUUGGAAAGAGGUCCUUAUUACAAGAUAUGCAAGCCAUGGCCAGGAUGCAUAGAGGAGACUCCAGAACUGGGUGGGGUUGGCUACUGACUUCUGAGGAGUCUCACCCUGAAGUACAUUCCAUAGUAUUAGGAAGUGAGGGAGGGUGUGAGUGGAGGACCGAGGGGCUUGAAUUGAGAGACAAACCUGGGUGGGAAGUGAAGGGCCCCUUCCCUUCAGUUUCAGGCCUCAGCCUAGUGUCUGUACCGUGCUCAGAAGAGUGAACAAUGCUAUGUUCAUUUUCUUCACAUCUCACUCUGGCCUGGCUCAUGCCAGUGACCUUGAGAGGAGCCUGUCCCCUAAGCCUCAGAGACUUUGAUUCCACUCUCCAAGAAUGACACUGGGAAGAAGGUCCCUGAGUUUUGUGGUUUUCAUAGUUGGGGUUCAGAAUGUUAGCUUCAGAAUUCAGAGCCUGGGGGUGGAGGUGCUGGAGUUUGAUGAGGCAUGAAUAUACGUAGGUGGAAAAAAAAAUACCAGGAUGUUGUUAAUAGUGAGGGAUUGUGUGAUUUGGGGAAAUUAGUAGAUUCACCCACAAAUCAGAGUGAUCUAGAGCCCCAGAGUAAGGCUGGGGGAAGCUAGGGUCAGGAUGGAAUGAAGUCAGGGUUGGAAUGGGUAGGAAUGACAAGUUCCUAAUGCCCAUAGGUUGGGAACCAAGCCCUACUGGGAAGAUGAGUGGGUUCCCAGUUCAGCCAAUAAUGAAUGGAUACAGUUACCAAAGCUGCUACCUGCUGCAGCAUCCCUUCCAGUAAGGAGUCCCAGGCUAUGGAUGCCUUCCAGAGAAGAGACCCUAUUAGACAUUUAGCUGACGCUGUGGCAUAGAUCAGCUUCUACCUGCAUUUCCUCAGAGAACCAGCAGGAGGCGGCUUUGAGAAACUACACUUCUGCUUCUGCUGUUGUCAUAGUGACUGCCUUCUUCCUUAUGGUCUCCUCCAGAUCCACUAGAGCUUGCCUGUAUCCUGCCUCACGCCACUUGUAGAAUUCAGAGCAAUAAAUACUUUCUGCAUUC